AAUACAAAACGCUUUUGCUAAGUUCAUAUUUUGAUAGAAAGGAAUAAAUAAAUUAUAAAAUACCUUACAAUGAUUUUUGAUCCUCUGAUUCUUUCAAAAAAUGCUAACACGGAAAAGAAAUCCCAUUCAAGUAGUAAGGCUCAUUUUAGUAAUGAAAUGUCGCAAUUAUUUAAAAAUUUCAAUAACGAUUUGAAUGAAAUUAUGCAAAAUAAAAGAAUGUAUUUCGAAAAGUUUGUUCAGGAUACUAUGGAAAAAACUUCUGAAAAGCUUUCUAAAUCUGAUAUUCUUCAAAACAAGGAACGGGUAAAACGCAUAGAGCAUUUCGAAACGGAAUUUUAUGAAAUAAUGAAACAAGCGACCCAAGAAAUGGAAAGACUGAAAACGAUUGAAGAAAAAAUUCAAUCUCUACUUACCACGAAGAAACAUAAAAGAGAUGCCGAAAAGCAGGCGUACUUGGAUCGCUUGCAUGAAUUGAAAAAAUUAAACGAAGAGUUCUGUCAAAAAAAACUAUCUCAAAGUAAAACUGAAAAUAUUAAUUAA
Messenger RNA from Parasteatoda tepidariorum (common house spider), 540 nucleotides. Lineage: Eukaryota; Metazoa; Arthropoda; Arachnida; Araneae; Theridiidae. The record is from RefSeq and is a predicted model, not a curated record.